Molecule: messenger RNA, 460 nt
Organism: Macadamia integrifolia
Lineage: Eukaryota; Viridiplantae; Streptophyta; Magnoliopsida; Proteales; Proteaceae
Product: 30S ribosomal protein S31, mitochondrial-like
Exons: 1
Coding region: 60-311 (83 amino acids)
Biological process (GO): plastid translation
Cellular component (GO): ribosome; plastid
Source: RefSeq, a predicted model, not a curated record
CUCCGUGAGGCUAUGUUUCUUCGCUAGCUUUGUCUGUGGGUUUUGAAGAGGCGAAGAACAUGGCGAUGGCGCAGUUGUGCGGCGGAAUUGCGAGAAGGCUGAUGGCAACGGAGGGAGCUGCGGUGGCGGCAUCAGCAACGUCGCUGCCAGUGCUGUGUGGUCGAGGGGACAAGCGGACGAAGAAGGGGAAGCGGUUCAAGGGGUCGUACGGUAACGCAAGACCCAAAAAGGAGAAGAUGAUCGAGAGGAUCAAGGACAAGGUCGAGGUCCCCAGGUCCACUCCUUGGCCUCUUCCUUUCAAGCUCAUCUAAUUUUUGUCAAUGUCAACCCCUGAAUAUCUCUAUAGCUGCAUGGCCUUUUCUCUGAUCUUUGUAUUUGGGGUUUGGAGUUUUUGUUUUAUGCACCUGAGCAGACGUUGUACUUUUACAUUUCCUUCUAAUUAAGAAUAGAUAUUUUACUA